Molecule: messenger RNA, 6916 nt
Organism: Jaculus jaculus (lesser Egyptian jerboa)
Lineage: Eukaryota; Metazoa; Chordata; Mammalia; Rodentia; Dipodidae
Gene: Kndc1
Product: kinase non-catalytic C-lobe domain containing 1
Exons: 30
Coding region: 185-5431 (1748 amino acids)
Biological process (GO): small GTPase-mediated signal transduction
Molecular function (GO): guanyl-nucleotide exchange factor activity
Source: RefSeq, a predicted model, not a curated record
AUGGCGGCCCGGCGUGCAUAGCCCGCGGUGCUCAGCACAGCCAGGCAGACACAGGGGUAGCGACCCGCCCGGGAGAGAGGACCCCGCCGGGAAGGGAUCCGACAGGAACGAGAGCCGACCAGCGACGGGGCACAGACCAAGGCUGGAGCCCCAGCUCGCCGCGCAGGCCCCGCUGCGCGCCAAGAUGCAGACUAUGGACACAGCCACCCGGGGUUUCUAUGAGGAGGACAGCAAGGACUUGGACUUCUAUGACUUUGAGCCGCUCCCCACCUUGCCAGAGGAUGAGGAAAACGUGUCCCUGGCUGACAUCCUCUCCCUGCGUGACAGUGGUCUCAGUGAGCCAGAGGCCUGGGCCGUGUGCCUGGAGUGUAGCUUGUCUAUGAGGAGCAUCGCCCACUCGGCCAUCUUCCAGACCCUAUGUAUCACACCUGACACCCUGGCCUUCAACACCAGUGGGAACGUGUGCUUCAUGGAACAGCUCAGUGAUGAUCCUGAGGGUGCCUUUGUCCCCCCAGAGUUUGACCUGACAGGAAACACUUUUGAGGCACACACCUACUCGCUGGGGGCCACAUUGAAGGCUGCUCUGGAGUAUGUAGUGGAGCCCGAACAGGAGCCCAAGCUUAGCCCAGACCUGGAGGCACUACUAGGCCAAAUGCAGGCGGAGGACCCCAGAGACCGGCCUGACCUGGAGAGCAUCAUAGCACUGUGCCAGGAGAAGAUGCAGCCCACAUCCUCACACUGCCUGUGCCGCAGUCUUUCAGCCAUUGGGAGGAGGGUGCUCUCCAUUGAGUCCUUCGGAACAUUCCAGGACCUCAGUGAAAUCACCUGGCGAGGGAGAACUGCUCCAAGAAGUGGGCACAAGAAGCUGCCUGGAGACCUCAAUGCUGGCCUAGAGAUCCUGCAUGCCCCGGAGGGCUUGCCCCAGCCUCCUGCCUCUGGAGACCCAGAGCAGGAGGCCAGCCAGGGCCCCAGAUCUGCAACCCCCAAGCCACUGCUGUCGGUCCCCAUGAGAAAUGGGGAGAGCCCCAGGCAGGAGGGGCUGGCCAGCCUUGUCCUGGAUGCCAGAUGCCCCCUGGGUGAGCUGGACAGAGAUGUCUUCAAGCGAAGUCGGCUGAGGAAAGCUCAGACUUUUCCCAGGCUGCUGCCCGAUGGCCCUGAGGCCAGUGCCCUCUGUCUGUCACUGACCAGCUCAAGAAACCAACUGACCAUAUCUGAAUUUCUCCCCCCAGACCCCAAGAAGGUCUUUCUGGAGGGAAAAAAUGGUCUUUUUGGCUUCAAGACACAGUCCAAAAACAGACUGUGGCUGGAACAGGAGCCUAAACUUCAGCUAGAAGGGGCACCAGGCACAGGCCGUAGUCUGCACAGGGGUCCAGGAGCUUUGGGACAGUUGGAGAGUCCAUCCCCUGGCCAGGGGUCUGUGGAGGACAAGCCCCUGCCCUGCCCUACAGACCCUGGAAAUGCAGACUGUGACACCAAGACAACUGGGGGUGAAGAGAGGAUUCCUGAAGGAACCAGGAGGCUGGGAAGUGCAGCCACAGAGCAGAGCUUAUGCCUGCAGGACCUCCUGUCCAAGCUGGGCCGGCCCUUCAGGGAGUCUGAGCUGUGGGCCCUGUGCUUUGCCUGUCUCAGCGCUCUCCAGACACACACUGAGCACCCAGCCUGCCUAUACCUGGACAAUGUGCUGGUGGCCAAGGACGGAACUGUACUCUUCGACAACCCCCCUGCCCACGAUUCCUGCAACUCGCUCUUCCUGGCUCCGGAGGUGGCUGAGAAGAAACCCGUGACCGAGAAGGCCUCUGUGUACUGUGUGGCUGCAGUCCUGUGGACAGCAGCCAAAUUCAGUGUCCCCCAUGAUCAAAAGCUGUCCCUGACACGCCGACUCAAGACACUCCUCCUAGACAUGGCCAGGCGCCACGCCCCAGAUCGGCCAUCUACAACUGAAGCCAUCAAGGUAUGCAGCAGCUACCUCCUUCAAAGAGGCAUGGACAGCAGGAAGAUUCUAGCACAUCUACGAGCAUCCACCUACAAGGUUCACCCAGAGGAAGAAACCAUCAGUCUCCAAAAUGCCUUCUCAGUGGUUGAACUGAAACCUCACAUGGUGCCUGCCUCUGAGUCCAGCUCAGGUUUCCUGCAGGUCAGCAGUGACACUGGGAUCAUUGCUGUGCCAGGGCCUGUGCCUGGUCCACCCUCCUGCUGUGAAGGAGCCUAUGAGCUGCCAGCAGCCUUCACCUCUGAGGCCACUCACUUUAAGCCUAUAGUCCUUGCUCAGGACACAGGUGGGGCCAGGGACCAGCUUGCCUUGUCCUCAGACAAGAAGCCCAAGGAGAGAAGCAGUCAGGUGGACAGGGAGGGCUCAGGGAAGAAGUCAGCCCAGGAACUUGCUGAGAACAUUAGCCUGACGACCCCUGACCAGCCACUGUCAAGUCUAGGACUGCUGGAAGCAUCCUCAAAAUCAUCUGGGGACUCUGUGCCCUGCAGCUUGAGCCAGGAGUGCUCCUACCCACCAGGCCUCACCCUGGCCACCCAGCCAGGGGGGACCACAUUAGGGACACCCACCUUUCCUGUCCCUGGUCUGUCCCCUGAACACAGAUCAGAUGGGCAGGGCUCACCUGGAACCACUCUGUCCUCAACCUCACCUGGCCAUGGCCUAUAUCACCCAUGCAAGCAUCCCAGGGGCAAGGCUGCUGAGCCAAUGGGCCCUCAGCCAGCCACACAGGGGCCCACCCUGGGUGCGGUGAAUGCAGACAGUCAGCCUGAGAAGCCUCGUCCUGCAGACCGCAAGCUCUGUCCAUCCAGCCUGGAUGCUUCAUGCUCCCCUGAGACAGCAGCCUGCCCUUCACUGCAGGAGGCCAUGCGGCUCAUCCAGGAGGAAUUUGCCUUCGAUGGCUACCUGGACAAUGGGCUGGAGGCACUGAUCAUGGGGGAGUAUAUUUAUGCCCUGAAAGACCUCACCUUUGCCACCUUCUGUGGUGCCAUAUCGGAGAAGUUCUGUGACCUGUACUGGGAUGAGCAGCUGCUGCAGAGCCUCUUCAAAGUAGUCAAUGGACCAGCCUUACCCUCUGAGAGCACCUCUGAAGAGCCAGGGGCCCAGCCAGAUGAUUCACCCAGCAGCUGCUCAAUGUCCAGCAAAAGGCCCUCACUGCACGGACUGGGCAAAGAGAAACCAGCUGUAGCCUGGGGCAGUGGGGGCCCCUGCUCACCCACUGCACUGUCAGACAUAGACUCUGACAUGCUCUCCCAGGGAAACUUUGAGGUAGGAUUUCGGUCCCAGAAGUCAAUAAAAGCCACACGAGAGCAGCAGCAUGAGACUGGAGUGGAUGGGCAGCCAGGCCCAGGAAAGAAGCCAGCUCACAGGAUUUCGGACACAGUGGCCCAAUUGACCAGGCCUGAGGAAGGCAACCUGGCUAUGUCCCCAAGCCCAGCGGAGUUCCAGAGCUGCAGCCCAGGCUGGUCUAGUGCCUUCUAUGAGGCUGAAUGCUUCGGGGCUGACGUCUACAACUAUGUGAAGGAUCUGGGAAGGCAGAAGGCCAUUGAGCACCCUGAGCCCGAAGCCCAGAGCCCUGAGCUGGAGCAGCAGCUCAUGAUAGAGAAGAGAAACUACAGAAAGACUCUGAAGUUCUAUCAGAAACUCUUACAGAAGGAAAAGCGAAAUAAAGGCUCAGAGGUAAGGACCAUGCUGUCCAAACUGAGAGGUCAGCUGGAUGAAAUGAAGUCCAAGGUACAGUUCCUGGGCCUAGUCAAGAAGUACCUGCAGGUCAUGUACGCUGAGCGCUGGGGCCUGGAGCCCUGUGCCCUGCCAGUGAUUGUUAACAUUGCUGCGGCCCCCUGCGACACACUGGACUUCAGCCCCCUGGACGAGUCUUCCUCCCUCAUCUUCUACAAUGUCAACAAGCACCCAUGCAGCAGUCGGCAGAAGAAGGCCCGUAUCCUGCAGGCCGGCACCCCAUUAGGACUCAUGGCCUACCUCUACUCCAGUGGUGCUUUCCUUGAGGGCUAUGUCCAGCAGUUUCUCUACACUUUUCGGUACUUCUGCACACCACAUGACUUCCUGCACUUCCUCCUCGACCGCAUCAGCAGCACCCUGUCCAGGGCCCACCAGGAUCCUACCUCAACUUUCACCAAGAUCUAUAGGCGGAGCCUCUGUGUCCUGCAGGCCUGGGUGGAAGACUGUUACACUGUAGAUUUCAUAAGGAAUGCAGGGCUACUGGGGCAGCUUGAGGACUUCAUAUCAUCUAAGAUUCUACCCCUGGAUGGCUCUGCUGAACAUCUGCUGGGACUGUUGGAGGUGGGCACUGACAGGCGAGCUGACAGUGCCUCUCGAGGCACAGACCUGGAGGAUCCCAAGGAAGCAGAAGAGGACACCAAACCCUUUAACACCCUCUGCAAGAGGUUCUCAGAAGAUGGCAUCUCCCGGAAGAGCUUCUCCUGGAGGCUUCCCCGGGGCAAUGGGCUGACACUGCCACACCACAAAGAGCGCCAGUACACCAUCGCAUCUGCCCUGCCUAAGCCUUGCUUCUUUGAUGACCUCUACGGCCCCUAUGCCAAAGCCAGUGAGAAGGGGCCCUACUUCCUGACUGAGUACAGCACUCACCAGCUCUUCUCACAGCUAACGCUGCUGCAACAGGAACUGUUUCAAAAGUGUCACCCGGUCCACUUCCUAAACUCACGGGCUCUGGGUGUCAUGGACAAAAGUGCAGCUAUGCCCAAAGCCAGCUCUUCUGAGUCUUGGUCUGCCAAAACCUGCAGCCUGUUCCUACCCAAUUAUGUCCAGGACAGGUAUCUACUGCAGCUCCUAAGAAAUGCAGAUGAUGUCAGCACCUGGGUGGCUGCUGAAAUUGUGACCAGUCACACCUCCAAGCUACAAGUAAACUUGCUAUCCAAAUUUCUGCUGAUUGCAAAAUCUUGUUAUGAACAGAGGAACUUCGCAACCGCCAUGCAGAUCCUGGGUGGUCUGGAGCACCUGGCCGUGAGGCAGUCCCCUGCCUGGAGAAUUCUGCCUGCAAAGAUUGCUGAAGUCAUGGAGGAGCUGAAAGCCGUGGAGGUUUUCCUGAAGAGUGACAGUCUGUGUCUAAUGGAAGGACGGCGCUUCAGGACCCAACCCACCCUACCUUCAGCCCGCCUGCUGGCCAUGCACAUCCAGCAGCUGGAGACAGGGGGCUUUACCAUGACCAACGGAGCCCACAGGUGGAGCAAGCUCAGAAACAUUGCCAAGGUGGCAAGCCAGGUGCACGCAUUCCAGGAGAACCCCUACACAUUCAGCCCUGACCCCAAGCUGCAGGCGCACCUCAAGCAAAGGAUCGCCCGUUUCAGUGGGGCAGAUGUUUCCAUCUUAGCAGCAGACAACAGGGCCAACUUUCACCAGAUCCCAAGUGAGAAGCACUCCAGGAAGAUCCAGGACAAACUGCGGAGAAUGAAAGCCACAUUCCAGUAGAGGAGAGCUCUGCUGGGCAUAGACUCCAAAUGGCACCAGACCAGGGGAAGAGGAAGUGGCUGGGAAGAAAGGUACCCUGGAGCCAUCUGUGAAGGCUUGCACCUUCCAAGGGCUCUGGGGAAGGACGUUUUCACCUCUUCCUGGAGGAGGAAGUAGAGACUACAAGGAGCUAGCCUGUAGUCAUUCACAGGGAGGAGAGCUGAGCCAACCCAGCCCUAGCCCCAGGGAUAGGUGGAUAGAGUCCAGUGUGUCUGUUUCUGUAACAAUUUGAAAGUGAAAAUGAAAACAUAAUAAGUUAACUUCCCCAAGAGCUUCAGACCAGUCUAUAUCUCUCCUAGACCAAUGGUUUUCAACUGUUUUUCACUGAUUGUACCAAAAAAACCAACACCCACCCACAGCUGUUCAACAGAUGCCACACUUAGCUGCUUGCUGAGCAGUGUUUUUGUAUUCACUCAGUCAGAAGGACCAAAACAGACAUUUGCACUGAUGGGCUCCAAGGGGUUUGGAACCUUCCACCGGAACCCAAGGCUUCUAGAUAAUCUGGCCCUGUCACAUUUACACUCUCACCCCAUCCCCCAGCCUACCUUCUCCUAGGAGACCCCUUCCUGCCCAGCCCCAGGUACCCAGCAAGGGAAGUAGUUUCUAUUUCAGCUGAGCCUCCAACUCAGGCCACUGCUCCUCCCUGUGGCCCACUGCCCUUCAGUUUAGAACCAACAGUAAUAGAGACAGCUGUCCUCUAGGAAAAGGCACCAAACACUUAAUAGCAGCUCCAGUGCUGGUUGGUCACCCUGAGAGCAGAGUCUUUCUACUGCCCCUGGGCCCUGAGAGUGGCUGCCCACCCACCUUCAGCAGCCCUGCAUGCACACUCCUGUCCACUGUGUUCCCUCAGCUCUGCACGCCACUAGUGCUUUGUUAGACAGGUGAGUAUGUGAUGUUUGCUACCUUGGUAACACCAGCCCUUCCUGGAGUUCCUGAGCAGCUAGUGGCUUGUGGGUGCCCCACAGCAGAGUGCAAUGAGAAGGGGAAACUGCCUAAGGCAAAUGGCACUAUUCCAGAUCCUGCCUGCAGCAAAAGCCAAGACUGUUGUGUUUUAGAAGUAGUGAUUCUGUAGUGAAGCAGCUAGUGAUAUUUCUAUGGAAGCUGUCACUUGUGACCAAAUACUGGACUAUUUUGUCAAGAUAUGUUUUCCAUGAAUUUACUAGAGAUAACCAGGUCCUGAUUACAUCAGAUGCAAGUGGGAAUAGGUGUCCUGGCCAAGCAGAUGCAAUGCAUGGUUUACAGGCUUUUCCAUUAGGGUGUUGGUCUGCUGAUCAACACCUAUGUCUUCAGAUUUUGUGUUGAGUGCAGGUGGUGUCCAGUGCAAACCAGCAUUCCAAUGGUGCUGACUUACUGCGUGAGAAAAUGAAUGGGCUUUGGCUUAAGCAGUUUGCAUGGCGCCCUAAUGUUACUUAGUACAGAUUUCUAAAUAAAGUCAUUUCUACCAAG